AUGGCUGACAUUGCUACUCAGGAAGAAGAGCUGAAGGAGUUCAGGGAUCAGUAUGACACAUGUCAGGCCGGCCUACAGAGUGACCCCGAUAAUACAGAGCUUGCGGCCCUCCUGUCUGAGAUCGGAGAACUGAUCAGCCUGUCUGAAAUCGCUAUCGCCGAACAAAAGGCCGCACAAGCUGCAGCUCAAAAGAAAGCGCCUAAGGAUGGCCGUUUCAAGAAUAACAGCUUCCAAAAGGCCGAUAAGGAUGAAGCCCCCACACCUGCAGCCCCCGCUUCAUUCGCGGUCAACGAUAAUGUCCUCGCGCGAUGGGUUUCUGGCGACAAUGCCUUCUACCCGGCCAAGGUUACCUCCAUAACGGGCUCAUCGGCCAACCCAAUGUAUCUGGUGUCAUUCAAGUCAUAUUCGACAGUGGAAAACCUGACAGCCAAGGACCUCCGACCCAUUUCCGGAUCUGACUCACGCAAGCGCAAGGCUGAUGGAAACCCAGGCAGUUCGGCGUCUCCCUCGCCCGCGCCCCCCGGUGUGAUCUCCGCCGCAGCAGACAUUAACCCCGCGCUGGCUACUCAGGCUCGCAAUGAACCAAGCCUGGCUAGUGAUGGACCUCCUCGACCACCCAAGGUUCCUCGCAAAGUGAAGGCGAAAAAGGAGCUGGAGGAAGGCAAGAAUAAGUGGCAGGACUUUUCGGCCAAGGCCAAGGGCAAAGGCAAAUUCGGCAAGAAGGAAAGCAUGUUCAGAACCGGUGAAGGUGUCAAUGCACGAGUCGGUUUCACGGGCUCCGGUCAAACCAUGCGCAAGGAUCCCACUCGGUCUCGUCACAUUUACCAACAAGUGGAAGAUGAAGGCUACUAG
Messenger RNA from Penicillium olsonii, 852 nucleotides. The record is from the annotation of a GenBank genome assembly. NCBI's taxonomy places the organism in Eukaryota, Fungi, Ascomycota, Eurotiomycetes, Eurotiales, Aspergillaceae.